Messenger RNA from Prorocentrum cordatum, 372 nucleotides. NCBI's taxonomy places the organism in Eukaryota, Dinophyceae, Prorocentrales, Prorocentraceae. The record is from the annotation of a GenBank genome assembly.
AUGCCUCUGGCUCUCCAACGCACUCCUCUCCCCCUCAUCCCCCUCCCUCGCUCCAUGAGCUGCACGGCAGCGCCUUCUGGCCUGAAGGGCGGCCUUUUUCUGGCCUUGCGCCGCGGCGGGAACACCGCUCAGAGGGGGACCGAAGACGGAGGCGAGCGGUGCCGAGCGAGCCAGAGCCAUAGUUUCAAGGAGGUCGCGGCGGCGGACGGCGUGAGCAAGUGCCAGCCCCUGUCGGGGACGCCGGACGUGCCCUUUAGGGGCCUCGGGUGCGUCGCCCCGUGCGGCAUUGUGGGCCAACGGGGUGGCGUUGCAGUAGAUAUUUCGCUCAUCUUCGUGAUCAUUGUUGGAAGCCAUCCUUACGCUGAACGCUGA